AUGCCUGGUGUUCCUCCCGAUGCGCUUGAUCAGCUGAAGAAAGGUUUCAAAAGGUUCUUCAGGGGACGCAAGAAGAGGUUGUCAACAGCCCAAGCCGCUACAGCAGAGGAUGCUUCUGCAGAAGCUACCGCUGCUCCCGUGGCAGAUGCGAAGCCAACGGAGACUACACCAGCAGAGGCUGCUCCCGCUGCCCAACUGGCAGCCCCGGAAACAACUGCUGCAGAUGCGAUUGCCCCGCCAGCUCCAGCUCCUGGUGCAGCACCUGAUGCGGCCCCAGCAACGGCGCCGGCGGCUGAUGGAGCAGUCCCCCCCGCGAUAACUGAACCACCUGCCACCGUUGAGCCUGCGGCUGCUACUCCAGCGCCUGAUCCAUUGAAGGAAGCAACUCCAGCGGCUGCAGAUGCUGCCCCUACUCCAGCUCCAUCUGCCGGUGGUGCUACGCCUGUCCCUGCAGCCGCUCCCACUGAAUCCCCAAACGCAGUCGACCCGGCGCCCCAACCAACACCUGCCCCUGAAGCCAAACCCGCUGAGAUGCAGCCUGCUGAGGAUAAACCCGCUGAAGUCGCGGAACCACCCACAUCGGAAACUGAGCCGACACCAGAUACCUCCAAGCCGGCUGAUACCCCCGCGCCCGCGGCUCCUGCUUCGUGAACAAACUUUUUCUUUCCCCGUGGAUACCCUUCGCAACUUCAUGAACCCAUUUCCGAACUUAUCUCAGUGACUCAUACUCUGCUGCGACAAAUGCACCCAUGGAACGUGACUUUGCAAUUAUACAUGAAAUUUGAACUGAAAUAUCAAUCUGGGUUGAAUAUUAGUGGAUUAAUAUCAUGUUGUAUCAGCUGUAUAUUUCCGUAUUCCCAUUAAUUUUGUAUUCCUUUUGUUUUGUAUUCCGUGCAUUACUUGUUUUUAUUUUUGGUUGGCAACUUAGCACGUUUUCUCGUAGUGUGCUUUCGGCCUCUGUCUUUUCCGUUUGUCCACGCACAACUUGCUUGCAUAAUACCCGUUCCCCUAUUUCCUACUGCAUCCAAUUGCCCUCGAUGUUUUUGAGUUAACUCUGCGCAUGAAUAAUUUGCCACAAUAGCGUGUUGUCUCGUACAUUCUCCAUUGAAGCAUUUCAAUGUUCCCGGUGUUUGGAACUGCCUAUCCCUACCCCACGUCGUUGCGCACUGCGUACAUGAUCAAUCGUUGUCUCUAGGACAGGGGUAAUUAUAUAUGCGUUUCCGAUCUGGAAGAAGUUGCAGGUUUUUACUCAUUGAAUAUCCAAGGCUUGAAUUGUUCAUCUGACAUUUUGCUGAUAGACUAAACUACGGGGUACAAUAUUGAAUUUGAUAUGUUGUAUUUGUGCU
This is a messenger RNA of Histoplasma capsulatum G186AR, 1346 nucleotides long. RefSeq lists its product as uncharacterized. The coding region runs from base 1 to 651 and encodes 216 amino acids. NCBI's taxonomy places the organism in Eukaryota, Fungi, Ascomycota, Eurotiomycetes, Onygenales, Ajellomycetaceae. The record is from RefSeq and is a predicted model, not a curated record. The transcript has 3 exons.